This is a messenger RNA of Dipodomys ordii (Ord's kangaroo rat), 1077 nucleotides long. RefSeq names its product olfactory receptor 226-like. Bases 1 to 1077 code for a protein of 358 amino acids. Gene Ontology annotation, cellular component: membrane. The transcript has 2 exons. NCBI's taxonomy places the organism in Eukaryota, Metazoa, Chordata, Mammalia, Rodentia, Heteromyidae. Gene Ontology annotation, biological process: G protein-coupled receptor signaling pathway. Gene Ontology annotation, molecular function: G protein-coupled receptor activity; olfactory receptor activity. The record is from RefSeq and is a predicted model, not a curated record.
AUGCCGCUGAACUCUCUCACCACCGUCCUCAUCAACAACAACAUCACAUCAGCUGCAUCUGUUCGGGCAUGGUGUAGACGCUCACACUCCCACCGCGCCACACCAGCUGCUCAGAAGUGGCCUCCCUGGCCAAAACUGGCCGUGAACCACUCCGGCGAUACCUCGGUGACUGAAUUCAUCCUCCUGGACUUCCCAGAGCUGUGCCACCUGCAAGGGCUGCUGUCUGGAUUGUUCCUCGCCGUCUACGCCAUGACUGUCCUGGAGAACCUGGUCGUCGUGGGUGCUGUCGGGGCCAGCCGUCGGCUGCACACACCCAUGUACUUCUUCCUGGCCAACCUGUCGGUGCUGGAGACCUUCUACACCACCGUCACGGUUCCCCGGCUGCUGGCCGGGCUCCUGGCAGGGGUGCGGACCAUAUCCCUCUCAGGCUGCCUCACCCAGCUGUUCCUCUUCCUCUCCCUCGGCUCCUCGGAGUGCUUCCUCCUGGCCACCAUGGCCUGUGACCGGUACCUCGCCAUCUGCCGCCCACUGCACUACCAGGCCAUCAUGGACUCGAGGCUCUGCCUUCUGCUGGCCCUCAGUGCCUGGCUUGGCGGCUUCCUGGCCUCCUUUGUGUCCAUAGCUCUCAUCUCCCGACUGAAGUUCUGUGGCCCCAAUGUCCUCAAUCACUUCUUCUGUGACGUGUCACCCCUGCUGCAGCUCUCCUGCUCAGACACCACUGCCGUCGAGAUGCUGGACUUCGUGGCAGCCCUGGCAGUGCUAGCCACCUCCCUGCUGGUGACAGCUGUCUCCUACACGCGCAUCCUGGCCACGGUGCUGAGGAUUCCGGGAGGGGCCGGCCGCCGGAAGGCCUUCUCCACCUGUGCCUCUCAUCUGGUGGUAGUCCUCAUCUUCUACACCACCACCACCUUCAUGUACGCACGGCCUCACGCCAUCAGCUCCUUUGACCUCAACAAGCUGGUGUCCGUGGUCUACUCCGUUGUGACCCCCCUGCUCAACCCUAUCAUCUAUUGCCUGAGGAACCGCGACAUCCGUGAGGCACUGUCCAAGCUUGUCCGAAGCACUGGAUGCUCCUGA